UCUCAGCUGCCAUAAAGCAGGACAGGACUGCUGCUUCCAAUGGGGAUCAGAUAGGAUCUGUGCAGCCACUGGGACAGAAUGUUCUGUUAUACAGAUUAGAAAGGUGAGACCCGACAAGACUGAAGGCUGAGAUACUCCUGUAUAUUUUGCACUGAGGAAAAGCUUUAAAGGCUUAAAAAGGGUAAAAUUAAAUUGAUGUGAACUUGCUGAAGGUGCUUCUCUAAGCACUUUAGUCCCUACAAUGUAUAUUUGCCUUUUGUCUUUCAUUUGUGCUUUUCCCCUUUAAUUCCUUUAGCCCCUCCCAGCUAGAGUCUGGUCACAUGACCAAGUGAUGUCACUACAGUGAGGGAGGUGGCAGUUAGUGAAUCAGGAUGUCUGAGUGUCAGGAGGUCCGGCUUCAAAGGGAAACCCACCGGCGGCUCAAGCAGUAUGGCAGUCUCAGAGGGAAGGAGGUGCAGCCUGGGGAAUUCUGGGACAUAGUGGUCAUUACGGCCGCUGACCGGCAGCAAGAGCUGGCCUAUCGACUGCAGAUCAACGAGAAACUGGUGCGGAAAGAACUUCCUCUUGGGGUUCGUUAUCACGUCUUUUCUGAUCCACCAGGACCAAAAAUUGGUAAUGGGGGAUCGACUCUGUAUUCGGUUCAGUGUUUAGAGCAGAUCUAUGCGGCUGAGCUGGAGAGAGUUACAGUUAUGCUAAUUCACGCCGGUGGAUACAGUCAGCGCCUGCCCAAUGCCAGUGCCCUGGGGAAGAUUUUCACGGCUUUGCCCCUCGGGGAGCCGACCUAUCAGAUGCUGGACGUGAAAUUAGCCAUGUACAUUGACUUUCCCAGGAACAUGAAGCCGGGGGUGUUAGUUACCUGCGCCGAUGACCUUGAACUUUACGCCAGCGGCGAUUUAGCGGUCGCAUUCGAUAGGCCGGGUAUCACCGCCCUGGCGCAUCCCUCGACAUUAACUAUCGGUACGACGCACGGGGUGUUUGUGUUGGGGGAUUCUGUUCCGGGGUACGAGGAGCUUCAGUACAGACAGUGCAAGUCUUAUCUCCAUAAACCUUCCAUUGAGAAGAUGCACCAAUCAGGGGCCGUCAAUAUCCUCCAAUCAGAAGGCAGUAUGCCGGAUGCUGAGGUCGUAUAUACGGACAGUUUAUUCUAUAUGGACCAUUAUACUGUGAGACGGUUACUGGGGUUCUUCCGUGACCUGGGGGGGCUUUCCUGUGAAAUCGACGCCUACGGGGACUUUCUCCAGGCGCUGGGGCCCGACGCCACCGCAGAAUACACGGAAAACGUGGCGAACGUCUCCAAAAUCGAAUCCCAACUGACGGACGUCAGGAAGAAAAUCUAUUAUCUCCUACGCGGCACCGAAUUCGCCGUCGUCCUGUUAAAUAACUCCAAGUUCUACCACAUCGGAACCACGCGGGAAUAUCUGCGCCACUUCACCUCCGACCCCCAACUCAGGGCACAACUUGGGUUGGGGUCAAAGGUUUUUAGCCUCGUCCCAGGUGGAGCCGAAGAAACGGCGUGCGUCAUUCAGAGCGUUCUGGACCCGACAGCCGCGGUUUCGCCGGACUCAGUGGUGGAAUACUCCAGACUGGGCCCCGAUGUUACUAUAGGGGGACACUGUAUCGUUAGUGGCGUCUCUUUACCUAUUGGAUCUCACGUCCCCCCCAAAUCCUUCGUCAGCUCAUUUAGCCUGAGGGUGGGGGAGCAGCUCGUGUAUUCAACAGUCGCUUUGGGCAUAGACGACAAUUUAAAAACAAGUGUCAGCUCCUUGGCCGAUGUCAGUUCCCUUCAGUUCUGUGGGAGGAGCCUAUCGAAAUGCCUGAAUCUCUGGGGAAUUCGUGUUUCACAAGAACUUUUUUCCGGGGACCCAAAAGCUCUGAGUCUGUGGACCGCCCGAAUAUUCCCAGUGGGGGAGACUUUAGCAGAUUCUGUUAAAUUAUCUAUAGAAAUGUUGGGGGGCGCAGCCUGCGGGGAGUCUCUGGGGAUUCUGGGAAACGUUAAAAGGGUCUCCAUGGAGGAAAUUCUCCUGCACAAAGAUGUGGAAGCCAUGCUCCACUUCCGGCAACUUCUCUACACGGACAUUGUCUCUCACAAUCUGUAACCUUGUCCUGGUACCCCUGAACUAUAGCAGGGUGACACCCCAAUGUUUCUAUAUAUCUGUAACCUUGUUAUGAGCUAAGGGGGCCCAGUCUGAAGGUCAGUUAAGGGGAGAUUUGGGGUGAGUGAUUAUUUGUGCCCCUGCCAACUUUGUGACUGAUCAGGGCAGGAUAACAUGAAAAAUUAAAAUAGUUUGGUGAUAUCUGUGAGGCUUCUGAAUAAUUUAUUAAAGUAUUUAAACGAA
Xenopus laevis (African clawed frog) is the source of this 2336-nucleotide messenger RNA. It is a transcript of the gene fpgtl.L, whose product is annotated as fucose-1-phosphate guanylyltransferase L homeolog. Lineage: Eukaryota; Metazoa; Chordata; Amphibia; Anura; Pipidae. Bases 372 to 2096 code for a protein of 574 amino acids. Gene Ontology annotation, molecular function: transferase activity, transferring phosphorus-containing groups. The transcript is spliced from 4 exons. The record is from RefSeq and is a predicted model, not a curated record.